CUCCUCUUCGUUGCAUGCUUAUGUAUUUUUUAUGAAACUAGCAUGCAGUAUGCAGGCUUAUAUUUUGUUGUCACUAGGGGGUUGGCUGUAUCUUUGGGACCAUAAACCUCAAUGUGGAGGGUGUUGGGGGUGCUUAGUGAAUUUGAUGGAUUUUACUGCAACACUGGCCAAUGGCCAGUAAGACAUACAGUCCAUUAAAUGCAUCAUAACUCAAUGCAUUUAUUCUUAGCACUAUAGCGAACUAUGAUUCAGUACUACACUUCACUGCCAUUAUAUCAAUUAAGGGAAUAUAUUAAGCAAACUAAGUAUAGCCACUAGUCCAUGCCAUUCCCAUUGUGGUGAAGCAGAGUUUUGUUGUUUCUGCUGUGGUGUGCACUGCUUUAUAGCUGAAGAUUUAGAACCAGCUUCUCCAGCAGCUGAAGCAAAGGGCAAGAAACCGCUUGCCUUGGCUCGCGUAAAACGUGGGUUGGCCCUAUAAAUCCACCUGAUUGUAUAUUUACCUGUGUGACAAAUCCAGAAGAGAAACACACACCGUGAGAGAGCAGGGCGUACAGGAAAGCUAAGAGGGCAAUUGGCAAAAGGGUGCUACUUGACCAACAAACGGCGUCGAUAAGUUUCACAAGAAAUGGGAAUGUCUUGACGUCGUUCCUUUAAAACGGACAAUGAAAAAUUCAAGGUCAUCCAAGAUAAUAAACAAUGUUUAUUGGUGCUGAACAGUGUUCGAGGGUUUACUAGCUGUACCUGUGCUAAAUCUAAAACUAUAUCCCCUAACCUACUGCAUCAGUACUGCUUGUAGCCUAAACCUGGAUAUAUGCACUUGGGAAUUUGCUCUGGGUAAGAGCAUCUAGUAGUGCUAUGAUUCAGUUGGUAGUGCAUUGUGCUAAUGACGCAAAAAGUCACGGGUUCCAACCCAGGAAAAACAUGUGCAUUUAUGACCAAUAUAUGGCUUUGGAUAAAAACGUCUCCUAAGAAGCAUACAUAUCUGCUAAAUGCCUAAGCGUAAUGUAUGUGGCCUACCUCUACUUUGUGGCUGCAAAAAUGCAUUAUAAAUUAGCAGGUGGCCAAACACAGAAAGCCUUGAGCUAAUGCUAGCGGCGGGCACCUUUCAGUUAACCCUCCCAUUUGCUUCUCCUCCUCCACAGUCUAGCAGGGUAAAUAGCACUUGUAGCAAUGGCAUAUCCAUUAAUAACUCCUCUGCCAUUUGCACACCCUCAAAUCAUGCAGAUGGAUGUGCCUGCACUACGGGUUAGCCACUUCUCAUCCAUGUUGAGAAGAUUGAAAGGAAGGGAUUAGUUUUUUCCUCUCAUCGUAAAUGCCAAGAAGUUAGAACAGAGGCGUUUGUCAGCACAGCGAGGAGGGCUUUGCGGACUAAUUUGAAGCCCCUACACAUCCCGGACAUAAAUAAGUCACAUUUACUAGCGAGCACUUCACACCAGCUGUGUCUAAAAUAACUCCAAUUAAAUGGUCUGUGCAUGGCCCAGCCAGUAGCCAGCGCUUCCAGUGGAACGAAAACAAGUUCAGGCAAUGCAUUACCCUGCUUAACAUACCGUCACUUAUUUGCUGUUUUUUUUCUCACUAUAUACACCAAAGUUUGGACACAUCGCAAAACUGUUCCAUUGCGCUCCAGCUAGGGUGACCCGAUUCACUGGAGGGCGGUGUAAUAAUGUAACGAGAACCUACAAUAAUGGCAGUUACAUUCUGAAAUCCCACUGAAGUAAUGGUACCCGUGAAAUGCGGGACAAUCGAGAUCUUCUCCGCAGAAGUCGGGACCCCGUGAAAAGUAGCUGAAAUGCGGGGCUGUGCCCGGCGUCUCGUCACCAGGCUCCGCCAGUCUGUGGUUCCGUUCUGGCCUAUUUUCUGUCCUGGAGUGAAGAAGCUGGGUGAUGCGCCAGCCUAGCUGACUCGGGAGCCAGACUGAGUGAUGCAGGCAAGCGAGAGAUAUCCGCGCGAGAGUGCUGGAGGCAAAUGCAGGGCUGCAGGAGCGGAGAUGUACGGAGCGUGAGCAGCCUGCCAUGGCUAACCGCAAGAGGCAGGGGACCGGCAGCGGCAUGUCUGAGCCCCUCCCUCGGCCCGGCCCCGCCCCGUUCCCCACCGAUGGGAAUGAAGAGGUGUCCCAGGGUGAGGAAGCCCCCCAGCACCCCUACUGCGUGCCCCAGGAACCCGUCUCCAAGGACAGCCGCCCGGCCACGCCCAACACCCCCGAUCGCGGCCACGCAGGCUGCCGCGCCCGCCCAGACAGCGUGGACGGGGACUCCAGCUCCGACUACGUCAACAACACGUCGGACGAGGAGGAAGACUUCGACGAAGGGCUGCCCGAAGAGGACGAGGGCGUGACCUACUACAUCCGCUACUGCCCCGAGGACGACAGCUACCUGGAGGGGGUGGAGUGCGGCGAGGGGGAGUACCACACCGUCCAUCCGCAGCCGGGCCCCGACACUGACGAAUCCCAGGAGGCGGUGGAGGAGUGGGCGGAGCCGGAGGGGCGGAGUGAUGUGCUGGAGGAAGCCGCGGAUGAGCCGCCGCGGUUUGACGGGAGUCCUGAACCUCUCCAAGACCAGCACCCCGCCUCACUGACGGCCGCCAAACUGGGGAAUGAGGAGGCGGAAGGGGAGGAGAGCGAGGGGUACUGCCCUACCGAGGCGGAAGAAGGGGAGGAGCCAGACGGAGGUGAUUACACGGGGGACUAUUACGCCCCAGAGCACAAUGGGAACUCUGCGCCUGUGUCACCCUGCCGGGGCCACAGGGGCGGGGAGGGGGGCGAGCGGGGUGGUGUGGGCGUGGUGCAGGGCGGGGAGGACGCGGAGGAGGACAUCGACCAGAUCGUGGCCGAAAUCAAGAUGAGCAUGAGCAUGGGCAGCCUGAGCAGCGGCACGGACCAGAGCCCGGAGGACCUGCAGCUGGACGCCCUGCCGAAGGACUGCCCCGAGCCCCCCGCCAGGCCCGAACCCGCCCCUUAUGCCCCGCACCCCCACGAGGGCCGCCCCAAAUCUCUCAACAUCCCCCCCGCGCGGCACAGCAACCCUGAGCUGCAGAGAGGGCUGAAGGCUCGCUCCUACUCUCCGGAGGAGAGGCCCCAGUCAGCACAGGAACAGCAGGGAUCCAACAGUGUGGAUCAGCCCCGGAAACAGCAACGGUCUGAUCUGAAUGGGCCAGUGGAGAAUAAUAAUGCCACAGAGCAAACCAAGAAGACUGCCGCUUUCCCGAGUUUUGUCGAUGUCCCAGGGCCCUGUGAGCCGGAGGACCUCAUUGAUGGGAUCAUCUUUGCUGCCAAUUACCUGGGCUCCACCCAGCUGCUGUCUGAGCGGAACCCGUCCAAAAACAUCCGCAUGAUGCAGGCCCAAGAGGCGGUGAGCCGGGUGAAGAGGGCUCAGAAGGCUGCCAAAAUCAAGAAAAAGGGGAGCCCGGAAGGAGACGCGCAGACAUUGACGGAGGUGGACCUCUUCAUCUCCACGCAGAGGAUCAAAGUGCUCAACGCAGACACACAGGAGGCCAUGAUGGACAACGCCCUGCGCACCAUCUCCUACAUCGCCGACAUCGGGAACAUCGUGGUGCUGAUGGCCCGCCGGCGCAUGCCCCGCACCGCCUCGCAGGACUGCAUCGAGACCACGCCCGGGGCGCCCGAGGGCAAGAAGCAGUACAAGAUGAUCUGCCACGUCUUCGAGUCGGAGGAUGCACAGCUCAUCGCGCAGUCCAUUGGUCAGGCAUUCAGCGUGGCCUACCAAGAGUUCCUGAGAGCCAAUGGGAUCAACCCCGAGGACCUGAGCCAGAAAGAGUACAGUGACAUCAUCAACACGGAGGAGAUGUACAACGAUGACCUCAUCCACUUCUCCAACUCUGAGAACUGCAAAGAGCUGCAGCUGGAGAAGCAGAAGGGCGAGAUCCUGGGCGUGGUCAUCGUGGAGUCCGGCUGGGGCUCCAUCUUGCCCACGGUCAUCCUGGCCAACAUGAUGAACGGCGGCCCUGCCGCGCGCUCCGGCAAGCUGAGCAUCGGAGACCAGAUCAUGUCCAUCAACAACACCAGCCUGGUGGGGCUGCCCCUCGCCACCUGCCAGGGCAUCAUCAAGGGCCUGAAGAACCAGAUGCAGGUAAAGCUGAACAUUGUGAGCUGCCCCCCUGUCACCACCGUCCUCAUCAAACGACCAGACCUCAAAUACCAGCUGGGCUUCAGUGUGCAGAAUGGCAUCAUCUGCAGUUUGAUGCGCGGAGGCAUUGCGGAGAGGGGUGGAGUCCGCGUCGGCCACCGCAUCAUCGAGAUCAACGGACAGAGCGUGGUGGCCACUGCGCAUGAGAAGAUCGUUCAGGCCCUGUCCAACUCCGUGGGCGAGAUCCACAUGAAGACAAUGCCAGCAGCCAUGUUCAGACUCUUAACUGGGCAGGAGACUCCCAUGUACAUCUAGAGCCAGAAUGGACUUUGUUUCACACGAAAAGCCACAAGAGGGAGUUGUUUGCACAUGUCCAGGGACCUCUGGGAACAUGACCUUUCGGAAUUAGUCAAGCAAACGAACAAAGGGGAGUUGAAAGCCUUUUCUCGUCAUUUCCUACUUUUUUUUGCCAUCUUACUCAGCGCAAAGGAAUUUCUUGGCUCUUCUAUUCCCGUACCACUCUCCGGACACUCACAGCAUUUUAAGGACAUUUUAAAGAGAACAACUGAAAAGAAAUAUCAUGUAUUGUAUUUAUUUGUGCCAUCUGUCUAUGGUAUGUAUGUCUUGUCAGAAAAUUUGAAGAAAAAAAGAGGAGUGAAUGUCUCAUGGAUUAUUUUUUUAUAUGCAUAUAAAUAUUGACAUGGUAUAUAUUCUGUACAUUUCUGUUUUUGCUUUUGUAUUUUUUUUUGUAGUGUAAAUAUUAUUAUUUUUUUGCUUGAGGUGUCUAUUGGGAUAUGCCAUUGCUGUGCUGCAUAUAUUUACUGACUUUCCCUAUUGUAGCACCACUGGACUCCCUUGAUCCAGAUGUGGAUCUACUUAGGAAAUGCAGACAAAUUAGUUCCAGAUCAAAACCCGUCAUCUCAGAAAUUGAUUCUGCGGCAUCAACAAACGCUUGAGAACAUGUUGGGCUGAAAGCGGAAGUUAGCUUAAGUUUGAGCCUCAGGGUCAAACCUCAAGACCAUAGAGAUUAGACCAACUGCUUUACAACUGGAACAACUGAUUCUUAUUUGACAGAUUCAGAUAUCUCUUCUGGUUCUCAUGCAGCUCCAUGAUCUAGUGGUUAUAGCCUGGGGUUUCAACUCCAGCUAAGUACGCUGUUAUCACCACACCAAGCAGAAAAGUUUGGUUGAGAAUGUAGUUCCAUCAAUAACUUCUGACUUCAUAGCAUCACUGCCUGAAUGAUGUGGCAGCUCGUGACUUCAUUGUAGUUCAAGUUAAAGGACACUGGUUUUAGUAAACAUGCUUUUUUUGACUGCUGUUACGUUUUAGCUAGUAAUGAUAGUUGGUACAUUUUAGGAAGUCACAUAUUUCACCAAAACAGUUUGUUUUGUGUUUGAUACAUAAGUCCAAAGAUGACGAUAUUUAAACAUUUUAGGGAAUUUAGGCAUACAGUUUUUAAAAGGCCUAGAAAAGAAAUUGUCUUAAAGUAUGGAAACACAACAUAUGGGACAGUGUUAUGUUUCUUCACACACUAAUGGGAGAAAUUUAAUCCCCCCUGAAAAUAAUUGAAUAUGUACAUUGUUCUUCAAUUCAAACCCACAAAGCUAAUGCAAACAUGAAACUGAAAUUUUUAAAAAAUUGCGUGUUCUGUUAAUUUCUUGUUUCCUAGGGAACUUUGUCUGCGUGGAUUGUAAGUGUAACGUAACAGAAUUGUAUUCAUAAUCAUCUACAGUAUUUAGAAUGUGUGUACAUAAUGAAGACCUUCCGUAUUGUGCCCAUUUGUGAAUUACUGUUGGUCGCUGCAAACCUUCUCAUCAGAAUUGGCCUAUUUCAUGAAUGAAUGAUAAUGAUAAAAUAAAAUACACUGUGACUGAAAAGCCUUACCAUUGAGUAAGGCAUCAACAAUGUAUUGUUGAAUAAUGACAUUGAAAAAGGAACAAAACAUUAAAAUUGUUGUGUUUGCAUGCAGCUGAAGCUGGAACGAAGUCAUUAUGGAAAAAAGAACAAAAAAUAAAUUUUGCCAUUCAAUUUUUAA
Messenger RNA from Anguilla anguilla (European eel), 6117 nucleotides. RefSeq names its product amyloid-beta A4 precursor protein-binding family A member 2-like. The record is from RefSeq and is a predicted model, not a curated record. The coding region runs from base 2013 to 4397 and encodes 794 amino acids. Gene Ontology annotation, cellular component: plasma membrane; dendritic spine; cytoplasm. NCBI's taxonomy places the organism in Eukaryota, Metazoa, Chordata, Actinopteri, Anguilliformes, Anguillidae. Gene Ontology annotation, biological process: chemical synaptic transmission. The transcript is spliced from 13 exons. Gene Ontology annotation, molecular function: protein binding; amyloid-beta binding.